Messenger RNA from Rotaria socialis, 4665 nucleotides. The record is from the annotation of a GenBank genome assembly. Lineage: Eukaryota; Metazoa; Rotifera; Eurotatoria; Philodinida; Philodinidae.
AUGUCAAUCGUGUCAAAUAGACAAAGACUCUAUUACAAUAAUUUAGGUACAAGACUUGAUUGUACAGCUAGUGGUACUCCAUCGCCAUUAUUAACAUGGUUCCGGACGAACGGUAGUGAUGAUCGACCGUCGACAUUUGUCCAGUCUUCUGAACUCAUUGAUGUCUAUGAAAACGGUAGUUUAUUCAUAAGGCCAUUUCGAGAUUAUUCAAAAGCUAUACAUGCUGGUAAAUAUAUUUGUCGAGCAGAAAAUGCAGCUGGUAGUAUACAAACAAUAGCCGUUCAACUUAAACCACAAAUCUAUGAUACCUAUGAAGUUGACGUUAAAAAUACCUAUGGAUAUAAACAAUCAUCAGCUAUAUUAUCAUGUGAAAUAUCACCACCAUCAGCUAGUUCUUAUGUACAUAUCGUAGGUUGGUUGGAAAAAAUAAAUAAUCAAAUCACUCAACUGAAUUUACGGCCAAGAACUAAAUAUAAUUUAUUAUCCAAUAAAAAUUUGAUUAUACAUAAUAUAACAAGUUCCGAUGAUAAUCGAGCAUAUGCAUGUAUUGUUAACAAUCAAAUUGAUAAUGACACCAGACAUAGUCGAUUUAAACCAUUGCGUGUUCGAGAUCGUUUACCAUUUGUACCUGAAUUAUCAAUACCAAAUAAUACAGAAUAUCGAGCACAAGCUGGUGAUCGUAUUGAAUUGCCAUGUGGAAUAUCAUCGGUAUCAACACAUGUACGAGUAUCCUGGUGGAAAAAUAGUGUAGAAAUGGAAAAUAUCACUGAAAGACUUUACAAUCAUUCUUUAAUUCUUCAACUUUCUCGUAUAUCUUCGAAUGAUUCUGACAAUUAUGCAUGCCGUAUUGAUGAUGAUUCAGGUGGACGUAUGAUAUCUUCUAUGUCAUUAAAAGUUUCUCUUCCACUUCAAUGUAAAAUGUCUAUUCAAGAAAAUAAUCCUAGUGCCGGAUCAAAUACAGAACUAAUUUGUACAACUAAUUCAAUUAAAUCCAUACCAAGUCAAUGGCAAUGGUAUUAUAAUUCUAAUCGACUACCGAUGAACGGUGAUCGAUAUCUAAUAAACAAUCUAACAAGAGACAACAUGGGAAUGUAUCAAUGUUGUUACAUCAUAAGUUCUUCAGAUUCAAAUGCUUGUUGUGCACAAACUCAACUUCGUGUCAUCAAUUCACCGCCUUUUAUCCUUUCCGAUCACCAGACAAACUCAAAUAUUAUUUUAAUUUCAUCAAAAAAUAUAUCACAUGUGUCAAUUGAUCUUAAUAUGACCGUUUAUGCCGAUCCGAUACCGAUGAUCGAUUUAUAUAAAGAUGGUGAACAAAUCGUAUCAAAUAAUCAAAUACAUGUUUUAUCAUCAGGAGAUAUUUUUACACAUUAUCGUAUUUUAAUAAGAAACAUCGAUGAUACUGGUCUUUAUGAAUUUCGAGCUAAAAAUUCUUUUGGAUCAAUUUCACAUUCUAAACAUAUUAAUAUCGAAGGACAAAAACCACAUAUACAGGCAAUAUCAAAUCUUACUAUAGCCAGUGGUAAAUCAUUUACUCUUGUUUGUUAUGCAUCUGGACAAGGCAAUCUUCAAUUGAAAUGGAUUGAUGAUACAACAAAAAACGUCAUUAAUACAUCAUUAACAUCACCGAUUCUAUUAACAUCGAUUAAUACACAAUCGAAACGUUAUAUAUGUGAAGCAAAAAAUCCAUACGGAGACGAUUCAAAAUCGGUUCACGUGAAAAUACAAAUCCCAUCGAAGAUUUUAUCUUUAACAUCAAAUAAAAUCGUCAAAAUUAAUGAAACGCUAAAUAUUUUUUGUUUAGCUGAAGGUGAUAAUCAAUUCGAAUUGAAAUUAUUAACUCCGUCAGCAAAACGUUUUAAUGCAAUUGAAAUAAGUAGUAAUAAUAAUCAAAAAACUCUAUCGUUAACAAUUGAUAAUAUACAAAUGUCCGAUAGUGGUUUAUAUGAAUGCUAUGCAAAAAAUAAUUAUUCAGAAGAUCGAGCUAAAUUCGAAAUAAUUGUACAGACUGUACCAGAUAAAAUAGAAAAUAUUUUUAUUGAAAAUUCAAAUCAAGUCACUUGGAUUAAGCCGUUUGAUGGAAAUGCAAAGAUUUUAGAAUAUAUUCUUCAUAUUAAAUAUAGACAAGGACUAUCGUGGUCGAAUGAAACAAUAGUCGCCAUUAAUGAUAGUAACAUAACCAAUUAUUUAUUUGAAAAUCUUUAUUCAAAAUGUACUAUAUCAAUAACAAUCAAAGCAGUGAAUGUAAUUGGUUCAUCAUUACCUAGUCAUUUUCAAUUUCAAGCUAACAUCCAGCAACUACUAAUUGCUCCUUAUGAUCUUACUACAGUUAAUCUUUCAUCAAAAAGUGUUAUACUGGCAUGGCAGUAUCCAUCAUUGCAGUUAUGUAACGAUUCAUUUAUUGAAUAUAUUAUUGAAUUAAUUGAUGAACACAGUCAACGUAUUAUUCAAACGUAUAAACACCAUUCAACAGUAUUUACUAUUAAUAAUUUAAAAAGCUUUACUCGAUACAAAUUUGUUGUUUAUGCAACAAAUGAAAUGGGGCCCAGCCCAAAAUCAAAAUCAUUAACUAUACAAACACUAGAAAGUGUGCCUCUUGCUACUAUUAUGGAUUUAGCAGCAAUACUAUUGAAUAGUUCAUCUGUUCUUAUUACAUGGACAUUGGAAAAUCUUGAAUUUCAACUACUCAAUGGAAAAUUUCGAGCAUUUGCAGUUACGAUCUAUGAAAAUUUUAAUAUGUCAACUUUAAUUACAAUUGAAACAGUAAAUUCAAGUCUGAUAGUUCAUCAUCUUUAUCUAUCAACGGAGUAUUACAUUUCGGUUGCCAUAUGUAAUUCUGUUGAUUGUGGAUCAUCAUCAUCGGCUAUUCAAAUUAAAACUCCAUUAUUAAAUGUGGAUAUGCCAAUGACAAUUGCACAUCCAUUAAACAAUCCACUCUUACUUGACUGUCCAUUAACAAGUACUUGGCUGCACAAAGAAAAAUCAAUUGAUGAAUAUAUCUCGAGUAAUAAUUCUCUUUAUAUACCUCAUUCUAAAUUAACUGAAAUCAAUGGCCAAUAUCAAUGUGGAACAAAACGAUAUAACAUUCAAUUAUAUGAUAAACCAUCGCCAAUCAAUGCAAACAUUUACUAUACGACAUCGAAUGAGAUCGGUAUAAAGUUAACCUAUCCACCAGAUAUAAUUGAGGGUGUAGUAAUAUCAUAUAAAACAAAUCAAAAUCUUAAUAUCAAUGAAUAUCAAGUAUCUCCUCCAUUAUUAAAUAUUCGUUUAACCAAUCUUUCUUGUGGGAAUAUCUAUGAAAUAAUAAUCUAUGCAAAGAAUCAAGUUGGAUUUAGUUUGAAGGAAUAUGUAAUUGGAAAAACGGAUGGCUCCGUUCCUUCAUUAGCACAGCCAAAAGAUUUAAUUGAAACUAUAUCAAAUAAUUUUAUUGUAUUAAAUAUGUCAAAUUGGAUAAUAAAUCAAUGUUUAAUUCUAUCGUAUGAUAUCGAAUUAUCUUCGUUAGCAAAUACAACUGAUAAUGAUCAGCAUCGAUAUUAUUCAUUUAAAAACAAUUUUGAAACUAUUCGAAUUGCUAAUCUUCAACCUAAUCAAGAUUAUCAAUUACAUAUUAAAGUAAACAGUCAAGCGGGUGAAACAAUAAAAAUAAUCUUAUUUCGAACAGCCAAUGACAAAAGUCAAAUUAAUUUACCAAGAAAAACUUCCUAUGCUGUUAUUAUUAGUAUUGGUACGGUUUUAGUGCUGAUGAUUUUAUCGCUUAGUAUUUUUAUUCUUAUCAAAUUUUGUCCAGUACAUUUUAAAAAAGCUGAUCUAUUUCUUGAAAAAACACGAAAAUUAAAACCUACUGUAUGUUCGUCGUUUCCUCAUCAUUAUCAUAGUACAUGGUUAAAAAGUAAUAACGAAUUUACAAUAGAAAAUUAUGCAAAUGAUCAAGUAGAUACAAGUAAUCGUCCAUAUAGUUAUGCAUCAGAAGAUUCUCAAGGAAAUAUUAAUCCAUAUGCUGUUACUGGCUUUUCGUUAAAUUGUAAAGAGCACAAUAAGCAUGGUACAUUAUGGAGAGAAAAUCCUCAUUCAAAUAUUCUUACAGAUAGUUUAGACCUUCGUCCAUCUACGACUUCGUCCGAAAGAUAUUUUCGUCCAAUAAUUCUUGAAUCUUCGGCGCUCGAUGAUCAAGAAUCUUCAAAACGAAAUCCACUUGUACAAAUACCUUCCACAUGUUUCGUAUCCAAUCAAUAUCAGCCUCCUCAGCCAUCAUCAAGUGUUCUUUCAACAAUAUCGUCGUCUCAAGGUGAAAUUUUUUCUGCAUUUACAUACGUUCCACCAGCAAAACAAGCAGCAUUUCAUACCAAAAAAUUAUCUAAUAAUAAUAAUAAUAAUAAUAAUAAUCAUAUAUUAGCUGAUCAAAGUUCAUCAUCAGCCGAUUCCGGUGUUCAUUCAUCUUUUACUCAAAGUCCAAUUACUAAACAUUCAUUUCAAAAAUGUCAUUUCCAUGGAUUUUCAUUAGAUCGUCCAUCGUCAGCAGAUGCUAAUGAUGAUUCAGAAAAACAUCUUUAUGCAACAUAUGAUCAACAUUUUGCUUUUCUCAGAGGAUCAACACUUCAUCGUCCAAAUAGAGAAUUACCAACGACACAUAAACAUCAGGAACAAGAACAAUAUUCAUUAGUUUAA